This is a messenger RNA of Elgaria multicarinata webbii, 3633 nucleotides long. It is a transcript of the gene CNOT3, whose product is annotated as CCR4-NOT transcription complex subunit 3. Gene Ontology annotation, cellular component: CCR4-NOT core complex; nucleus; P-body. Bases 196 to 2349 code for a protein of 717 amino acids. The transcript has 19 exons. NCBI's taxonomy places the organism in Eukaryota, Metazoa, Chordata, Lepidosauria, Squamata, Anguidae. The record is from RefSeq and is a predicted model, not a curated record. Gene Ontology annotation, biological process: regulation of stem cell population maintenance; regulation of DNA-templated transcription; nuclear-transcribed mRNA poly(A) tail shortening.
AUGCCGCGGAGCCCGAGAGAGGGGGGAGAGGGAAGAGGGAGAGAGAGGGAAAAAGAGAGAGAGAGAGAGAGAGAGACCCGGAGACCCCGGAGCCGCCGGAACCUGGCUGGAGAGAGGCAGACAGCAAGCGCCCAGGGGCCACUAGCGUCGACGCUCUAUAAAGUAUGAAGAGAGCCCCUCUAUAGUGAAGGAAACAUGGCAGAUAAGAGGAAGCUACAAGGUGAGAUUGAUCGGUGUUUGAAAAAGGUGUCGGAAGGCGUGGAGCAGUUUGAAGACAUCUGGCAGAAGCUCCACAAUGCAGCUAACGCCAACCAGAAGGAGAAAUAUGAAGCCGAUCUGAAAAAGGAGAUUAAAAAACUCCAGAGACUGAGGGACCAGAUCAAGACGUGGGUUGCAUCCAAUGAGAUUAAGGACAAAAGGCAGCUAAUAGACAACCGGAAACUCAUUGAGACGCAAAUGGAGAGGUUCAAGGUAGUAGAACGUGAGACCAAGACGAAGGCCUACUCCAAGGAGGGGCUGGGCCUGGCGCAGAAAGUGGACCCAGCCCAGAAGGAAAAGGAGGAAGUUGGGCAGUGGCUGACGAAUACUAUAGACACCUUGAACAUGCAGGUGGAUCAGUUUGAGAGUGAAGUGGAGUCACUCUCUGUUCAAACGCGCAAGAAGAAAGGAGACAAGGAUAAGCAGGACCGGAUUGAGGGUCUGAAGCGGCACAUUGAGAAGCACCGGUACCACAUCCGGAUGCUAGAGACAAUUCUGCGCAUGCUGGACAAUGACUCCAUCAAUGUGGACUCCAUCCGCAAGAUCAAGGACGAUGUGGAGUACUACGUGGAUUCCUCGCAGGACCCCGAUUUUGAGGAGAAUGAGUUCCUUUACGAUGACCUCGACUUAGAAGACAUUCCACAGGCCCUGGUAGCCACUUCCCCACCCAGCCACAGCCACAUGGAGGAUGAGAUGUUCAACCAGUCCAGCAGCACGCCCACAUCCACCACCUCCAGUUCCCCAAUCCCACCCAGCCCUGCGAACUGCACAACGGAGAACUCUGAAGAUGACAAGAAACGGGGACGUUCAACAGACAGUGAAGUAAGCCAGUCCCCAGCGAAGAACGGUUCAAAAAGCCUCCACAACAGCCACCACCAGCCACCUCCCACCAUCCCACCCAGCUACCCAAUGGGCGGCAGCUCCAGCACGUCGUCCUCGCUGGGGAAUGGGCCAGGCUCCAACAGCAACGGGUCCGUGGCUGGCAGCGGGAACGCGAGCAGCAAAGCUAACCCUCCGGCAGGGCACGCACCCACCACCCCCACCCCUUACGCCCAGGCUGUGGCGCCCCCACCCACCAGCACCAACGCCUCACAGCCUCGGCCUCCCAGCAGCCAGCAGAACGCCAGCAAGCAGAAUGGGGCAACCAGUUACAGUUCCGUGGUAGCUGACAGCAGUUCGGAUUCGACACUAAACAGCAGCAACCAGUCCUUGCCUAACCAGACAGCACCGCACAACCCACCCAGCGCUUCCACGAAAGAGCCCAGCGCAGCUCCUCAGCCGCCAAGCAGUGGCAGCAGUACUGGGUCCAGCCUCCUGGUGCCUCUGACUGCCAACCCGCCUGUCUCGCCCACACCCAGCUUCUCUGACAGCAAGCCUGCCCAGACCCUGCUCAAUGGGCCGCCCCAGUUCAGCUCCACGCCUGAGAUCAAGGCAUCUGAGCCUCUAAGUACUUUGAAAUCAAUGGCUGAGAGGGCAGCUAUCGGCUCUAGCAUAGAGGACCCGGUGCCAUUGCUUCAUCUUGCCGAAAGGGCUGAUAUCUUAAUUACUAGUACGACCUCCCAGCCGGCCUCCAACCAGCCCCCCAUCCAGCUGUCUGAGGUGAACAUUCCCCUCUCGCUUGGGGUGUGCCCCCUGGGUCCUGUGCCUCUCAGCAAGGAGCAGCUCUACCAACAGGCCAUGGAGGAGGCCGCCUGGCACCACAUGCCUCAUCCCUCCGACUCAGAAAGGAUCCGGCAAUACCUGCCUCGGAACCCCUGCCCAACCCCACCUUACCAUCACCAGAUGCCUCCCCCACACUCCGACACCGUGGAAUUCUACCAGCGCCUCUCCACAGAGACCCUUUUCUUCAUCUUCUACUACCUGGAGGGCACGAAGGCGCAAUACCUGGCAGCAAAGGCGCUGAAGAAGCAGUCAUGGCGCUUCCACACAAAGUACAUGAUGUGGUUCCAGCGGCACGAAGAACCCAAGACCAUCACUGACGAAUUUGAGCAGGGCACUUACAUCUACUUUGACUACGAGAAAUGGGGCCAGCGCAAAAAGGAGGGUUUCACCUUUGAAUACCGCUACCUGGAAGACCGGGACCUGCAGUGAUGCCCUGGGGCCAGCAGGGGGUGCCAAGCCUUCCUUCCAGAGACAGCUGCGGGGCACUGGGGGGCAGUGGCCAAGGAAGACCAGCCCAGACCCUCACCUCACUCCAUCAUCCACCCCACCCACCCCCUCCACUUCACAACUCUGAGGGGGGGGAAGAAUGGGGCGAGCCGCACGUUUUAAAAAAAAUGCAUGCAAGUUUUAAAAAGUGACCGCGGGACGGAGGAGGGGGCGGCAGCAGCGGGACUCUCCUCUGCCUUUUCCUCGCUCUCUUCCGCCUGUAACGUGUACGAAGAGGUCAGCAAAAUGGGGAGAUGCCCUUCUUGUGCACCAGGUCCGAGUGAGAGAGUGGAGAUUAAAAAAAAAAAAGGAAAGAAAAAGAAAUUGAGAAUCCCACCAAACGAGUGACUUCCCCUAAUCUCCAUUUUUGUUUUGCGUCCUGAAUCAAAGAAUUUAAGCCCCCGACCCCACUGCAGCCAACACAAGCACCCCAUUCUCCUUUGCGCCCCCCUCUCACGAACCUCUUGACACAGAUCUCACCCCUCCAUUUGGCUACUGUAAGCCCAACUUACAGCGUGCCCAAGCGUGACACUUAAGGGCAUUACGGGCCCCAUGGAUAUUCCCCUGCAGUGUUGGGAACGUAUCCGUGGUGACCUAGCUCCCAUCUGGCCCAUUUGUCACUGCUGGAAAUGGCCAAAAGGUAAAUGCUAAAACUAUUACAAAUUGGGGGAAAGCCAACCUGUGGCUGGAAAGGGCCCCGUAUCACAAAAUAUUUUGGUGGACUGGCACCUCCCAUCACGAAUUCAUUUGGGUGCACCACUUCUACUCACUUUUUUCAAGUGAUUGCCUUGGGGGACAUGCAGUGUCCAUUUACCCUCAUCAUACACUGGUUGGAAGAGUCCCAAAAUCUCCUUUCCUGGCUGGAACUUUUGACUUCAGGAGUCUAACCCCUCCCCUUCUCCCAAUCGCUGCUUCCCUCCUCCUCUUCCCCCCCCCUUUCCAAAAUAUUGUUUCCACCCCUAAAUUUGGUAUGAGCUCGCACCUGAUCUGCUGCUGCUCCUGGAGAAAGAACCCUCUCCCUUGAUGACUUGCAAUGGAUUCCUGAUUGGAGGGGAAAAGAUUUGGGGGAAAUCCCCGGGGAGGUGGGGAGACUGCUAUGUUCCUCCCAUCUCUCCUCAUCCAGCCCCCCCUGAACUGGAGCACCCUGCCCACGCCGCUGUUAAGAUAUUUUUUCGUAAGCCUAUUUUCGUUUUGGAAAAUAUUUAUGAAUAAAUAGUUUUAUAUGAG